Brassica oleracea var. oleracea is the source of this 2559-nucleotide messenger RNA. Its product is annotated as ABC transporter F family member 4. Bases 173 to 2329 code for a protein of 718 amino acids. Gene Ontology annotation, molecular function: ATP binding; ATP hydrolysis activity. The record is from RefSeq and is a predicted model, not a curated record. The transcript has 2 exons. NCBI's taxonomy places the organism in Eukaryota, Viridiplantae, Streptophyta, Magnoliopsida, Brassicales, Brassicaceae.
GAUACCACAAGAUCAAUCUUCAAUUACUCCUGCGCCGCGUUCUCUCUCUCUCUCUCUCUCUCUCUCUCUCUAAAGAAAAAAAAGAAAAAACUCUCGAUCGAUUUCCUCCACACCGAGUUCCGUUAAUUCCCAUAUUCAAUAUUUCUGCUUUCGCAUCUCUCAGAGGCUUGAGAUGGGUAAGAAGAAGUCAGACGAGAGUGCCCCUCCCACGAAGGGGAAGCCAAGUGGGAAAGAUUCAUCUAAAGAACCCAAAAAGGAGAAGCUUUCAGUCUCUGCGAUGCUUGCAAGCAUGGAUCAGAAAGAGGAUAAACCCAAGAAAGGUUCUUCUUCAUCAUCCAGAGCCAGGCCUGCUCCUAAGAAGGAUUCUCCCUACGGUGACAUGGACCUUCCUUCUUCUGACGAUGAAGACGAAGGAGAUUCUGAUGAGGAGCAGAGACAGGCGGAAGCGAGGAGGAAGCUGAAGAGCGAACAGAGGCAUCUCGAUAUCUCCGUGACUGAUAAGGAGCAGAAGAAGCGAGAGAUGAAAGAGAGAGCGGCUCUUCAGGCUAUAGAGCUUGCGAAGAGGGAGGCUUUGAGGGAUGACCAUGAUGCCUUCACUGUUGUUAUUGGAAGCAAGACGUCUGUGCUUGAAGGGGAAGACACGGCUGAUGCGAAUGUCAAGGAUAUCACGAUUGAGUCUUUUUCAGUCUCUGCUAGGGGUAAGGAGCUUUUGAAGAAUGCUUCUGUUAAGAUAUCGCAUGGGAAGAGGUAUGGACUGGUUGGGCCUAAUGGAAUGGGGAAGUCUACUUUGUUGAAGCUUUUAGCGUGGAGGAAGAUUCCAGUUCCGAAGAAUAUCGAUGUUCUUCUCGUUGAGCAAGAGGUGGUUGGUGAUGACAAGAGCGCUUUGCUAGCAGUUGUUUCCGCCAAUGAGGAGUUGGUUAAGCUACGGGAAGAAGCUGCAGCUCUUCAGAAUUCGUCUUGUGAAGGUGACGAUGAAGAUGAUUCUGGAGAAAAGCUUGCUGAGUUGUAUGAGAGGCUACAGAUCUUAGGGUCAGAUGCGGCUGAAUCACAGGCGUCUAAGAUUCUCGCUGGGUUGGGUUUCACAAAAGACAUGCAAGUGCGUCCGACCAAGUCAUUCAGUGGUGGGUGGAGGAUGAGAAUAUCGUUAGCUAGAGCUCUCUUUGUGCAGCCUACUCUUCUGUUGUUAGAUGAACCUACAAACCAUCUUGACCUGAGAGCUGUUCUCUGGUUAGAGGAGUAUCUGUGUCGCUGGAAGAAGACGUUGGUUGUUGUUUCCCACGACCGGGACUUCCUCAACACUGUCUGCACGGAUAUCAUACACUUGCAUGACCAGAAUCUCCACUUCUACCGUGGUAACUUCGAUGGUUUCGAAACCGGAUACGAGCAGAGACGCAAGGAGAUGAACAAGAAGUUUGAGAUUUACGAUAAACAGGUGAAAGCAGCUAAGAGAUCUGGAAACCGUGCUCAACAGGAGAAGGUCAAGGACAAGGCCAAGUUUACCGCAGCGAAAGAAGCAUCCAAGAGCAAGGGAAAAGGUAAGGCGGUGGAUGAGGAUGGUCCAGCACCUGAAGCUCCGAGAAAGUGGAGAGAUUAUAGCGUUGAGUUUCAUUUUCCAGAACCCACCGAGCUCACUCCUCCUCUUCUGCAGUUGAUUGAGGUUAGCUUCUGCUACCCGAAUAGACCAGACUUCAGGCUCUCGGAUGUUGAUGUUGGUAUCGAUAUGGGUACAAGGGUUGCUAUAGUUGGGCCUAAUGGAGCUGGAAAGUCCACUCUUUUGAACCUUCUCGCUGGAGAUUUAGUUCCGAGCGAAGGUGAAGUGAGGAGAAGCCAGAAGCUGAGGAUUGGGAGAUAUUCUCAGCACUUUGUUGACCUGUUAACAAUGGGGGAAACACCGGUUCAGUAUCUUCUCCGCCUUCAUCCUGACCAAGAGGGAUUCAGCAAACAAGAAGCGGUGCGUGCUAAGCUAGGAAAGUUUGGGCUACCAAGUCACAACCACUUGACUCCGAUUGCGAAACUGUCUGGUGGACAAAAAGCUAGAGUUGUGUUCACUUCGAUCUCCAUGUCGAAGCCACACAUUUUGCUUCUCGACGAGCCUACGAAUCACUUAGACAUGCAGAGCAUAGAUGCGUUGGCUGAUGCGCUAGAGGAGUUCAGUGGAGGAGUUGUGCUGGUGAGUCACGACUCUAGACUCAUAUCACGUGUCUGUGAGGAUGAUGAGAAGAGUCAGAUUUGGGUUGUGGAAGACGGAACUGUGUCUUUCUUCGAUGGCACGUUUGAAGAGUACAAGGAAGAUCUCCAAAGAGAGAUCAGAGCAGAGGUUGAUGAGUGAUGAUGGUCUUGUUUGUGUUGUUUGCUUCUAAAGGUAAAACUGAAAAGCUCCUUUUAUAUUCAUAGACUUGGAAAGUUUUGGACUACAGUUUAUUUUUAGACAUUGUGUGUGUUUUUCUAUCAUAUAUACGCUAAUGGCAUGCAACCAUAUACGUUUUCCCCAUGUUACAUAGCCGAGUGUAGUAUUAUGUUUUUUGGGGGAAGCAAGGAGAAGAUGUCUUUCGUUUUUAA